AUGAACACGGAAAUGUUUGUAAGAUGGUUGAGUGAAAAACUUCUUCCCGGAUUUAGUGAACCCAGCGUAAUUAUUUUAGACAAUGCGCCUUACCAUUCAGAAAUACUAAACAGAAGUCCAACAAAUUCGUGGAAUGUAGAUCAAAUUAAAGAAUGGCUAACAAAUGAACGCAUAUCUAUUCCACAGCAUAUAUUAAAGUCUGAGUUGUUACGUUUGACAAAAGAACAUGCGAAACCAAAAAUCUUUGUGGUGGAUCAGGUUAUUGAAAGUUACGGGCAUCAAGUUUUACGUCUUCCACCAUACCACUGCCAGUUUAAUCCCAUCAAAUAUAUAUGUGGAACAGCAAAACAAUAUUACUAUAACCAUAUUGGGCCUAAUGGUUAUACUGACGAAGCGGUUUGGGAAACUUGGCGAGAAGCACUUUCAAUUGCAACUCCAGAAGUAUGGCGGAACUGUAUAUCCAAGUUCGAAAAAUUAAUUGAGGAUUGGUGGAUUCGUGAAAAUAAAAUUAACGAAAUAAGCCCAAUCAUAAUAACAAUUAACGGUGACGACAGCGAUGACGAUGGCAGCUAUGGCGAUGAUAGUGUGAACAAUAACGAAUAA
Messenger RNA from Diabrotica virgifera virgifera (western corn rootworm), 603 nucleotides. RefSeq lists its product as uncharacterized. Gene Ontology annotation, molecular function: nucleic acid binding. NCBI's taxonomy places the organism in Eukaryota, Metazoa, Arthropoda, Insecta, Coleoptera, Chrysomelidae. Bases 1 to 603 code for a protein of 200 amino acids. The record is from RefSeq and is a predicted model, not a curated record. The transcript has a single exon.